UGGCCACGGAAUGGCUUUGUCGCGUGCUCCCACAUGGGCAUGGCCUCAAUGCCGAUGCGUCCUUCGCUCCGGUCCAUCCGUUACAGUCACAGUGACCCUCCGCAAGGGCAAUGACAGACGUCGCAUCAGGGCGACUGCGAGCAGCAGCGGCGACCGCGGAGGGGGAAGCGGAAGGGGAAGCGGAGGGGGAAGAGGCGGAAAAGGGGGCGAUGGGGAGUGGCUUACGGGGGGAUCGUGGUUCGAAUUUGACACCGAUUCCCUCGCCGUGACGUCAGCUCCUCCUGACGAUGACGUCAGCCUGACUGGCGAUGCCAGAGACGCGCCUCGGCCGCCAGAUCUGAUCAUCAGCAGUAGGCCGUCCGAGCUUGAGAUGCGCCGAAAUGGGCGGCAAGUUUCGUCGGAUGCGGCGGCUGGGGCGCGGCUGCGCGGCAGGAGCGGCGGAAGGGGCGGGGGAAGGAGCGGGGGACGGGGCGGGAGCUUGAAAGAUGAGGAGCUGGGGGAAAUAAUGGAGGCGGUUGGGCGCGCGGACGGGGGGAAAGAGGGGGCGGGGGGGGGAGAGGUGGGGGGGGGUGAGGGCGGAUUUUGGAGGGGGGAUGCUAUGGAGGUAGAGAGCGUGAGAGAGGUGCAUUUCAGCGGCUGCAUUAAUGAGUCGUACGCUAUAAGCUACAGGCGGGGGGGAGGGGGAGCGGAGAGGGGGGAUGUGCCCCGGCGGAGCAUCUUUGUAAAAGUGAACAGGAGCUUCAGAGCAAGCGAGAUGUUCGAAGGGGAAGCGCAAGUUCUUUCAGCGAUCGCAGCAACUGAUACCAUCAGAGUGCCUCGGCCAAUCGCAACAGGGGACUUCCGAAGCCUUUCCUCCUCCUCCUCCUCCUCCUCCUCCUCCUCCUCCUCCUCCUCCUCCUCCUCCUCCUCCUCCUCCUCCUCCUCCCUUGCUCUGGAUUCUCCCGAUGCUGUUUCGCAUCGAGGCUCAUAUAUUGUAAUGGAGCAUCUGCAACUGCUGCCAUUCGCUAUGAUGGAUCCGGCCAAUCAGGAGCAGCUAGGCCGGUCACUGGCACAGCUGCACCUCGUGUCAUCUGCCAUUCCAGGGGUUCAAUUCGGUUUCAACUCUCCCACACGGCUUGGCGUCAUGCCCCUAGCCAACACGCCCCGCUCCUCCUCCUGGUCCCAUUUCUUCAUCACCCAUCGAUUACGGGACCGCCUCGACCGUGUCCUGGCUAGAUUUGGUGACGAGGCUCGGGAGCUUCGGGAGAUCGUCCCGAGCCUGGUAGAGGCGGCUGAGCGGAUCUUGUCUUCCGAAGCGAUGGCGGACGUUCGGCCGAGCCUGCUCCAUGGAGACCUCUGGGUGGGCAAUGCGGGCAUGCUUCGAUCAGGACAGGCAGUGAUGUUCGACCCAGCAGGAUUCUUCGGCCACUCUGAAUUCGAUCUGGCUUUCAGAGGCUGGAAGCCCGCCCCUGGCUUCCCUGGUUUUACCGAUUCUUUCUACACUGCAUAUCACGAAGUGAUACCCAAGGCUCCGGGGUUUGAGGAGAGGCAGUGCGUGUACCAGCUGUUCCACCUGCUAAAUCACGUGCUUAUAUAUGGAAGGGAGUAUUUCCCUCAUGCUAUGCAGAUGGCGACCCGUGUCGUUCAACUUCUGUUAGACGAAACAGUGUAUCCGUGAUAGUCCCAUCCCAUGGGACUCUCGUGUGAGAUGGACGUGCAUGGAAGUUCUCAUUUUUCCAUAAUAUGCAGGAUGCCUAUAACCAUAUGGAGAGGAUUGAUUAUGUGUCUGAUGACACCUACUUGUAGUACUCAUGCAACAAUAUGUCAUU
Molecule: messenger RNA, 1808 nt
Organism: Closterium sp. NIES-67
Lineage: Eukaryota; Viridiplantae; Streptophyta; Zygnematophyceae; Desmidiales; Closteriaceae
Source: the annotation of a GenBank genome assembly